Molecule: messenger RNA, 1002 nt
Organism: Boeremia exigua
Lineage: Eukaryota; Fungi; Ascomycota; Dothideomycetes; Pleosporales; Didymellaceae
Exons: 3
Coding region: 1-1002 (333 amino acids)
Source: RefSeq, a predicted model, not a curated record
AUGUCCGGCUCCACACCCCGCCGCAUAGGAGCUGGCGCUCCACUAAGAGGGCUGUUUGUGGACGGCGUCUGGCACUGCGACUGUACUCCUCAGCAGCCAGCGAAUCAUUUCGAAGUGAAGAAGCAGGGUCCAAAUCAGGGCAGAUGGUGUAAGCGUCAAGAUGCUGCUUCGACAUGUCAGAAGCAGCCAGACGACAAAUCUCGGUGCAAGUUCUUUCUAUGGGACAGUGACGCUCAUCCCCGGGAGGCAGCUGCUCUUGCAAACAAUUCCCGUACCGAGUCUUCACACACGAAGAUUCCCUCCAAGCGUCCAGCAUCUCCUCCACCACCGUACACGAUUGGGUCUGAGAGCAGGGAAGGUGCCCGGAAACGAGAGCGAGCUCACAGCAUCGAUUUGGAUGAUGAGUUUGGCUUCAAGGCCAGCGAUGAGGCAUUCGAAGACGAUCUCUUGACUACAGUCGAUACGCCCAGGAAAGCAGCCAGAACAAGUACUUUGGUGACACCUUCGACGAGACGCACUCUACCUUGGAAUGUAGACCAUUCCAAUGGAAUUCAGAUGCCACAAACGGCUACUUCUCCUCGAGCUGGCCCCUCGUCAUCGAAUUCUCGCGAAUGUGUACCGCCAUCCUCUCAAACCGCUGGCACGCCACAUCGAAUUGCUACGCCUUCUUCUUCGCCAUACGAGAUGCCUAGACCUAGUCGCUCCAAAUAUAUGGGAUCAGAAGACCUUGCCCAUGAAGUGUCUACUCUCUUACAAAAUGCCAGAAUCAAGCUCGAUGUGCCGGCAGAAAACGAUCUUAUGUUUCUGCUGACCAAACAUAUGAAAGCCACAGAAGGUCUCAAACGAGGACGCGACGUUGCACGAUCUACGAUCAAAGCAAGAGAUGCCAAAGUUACCGAACUUAGCUAUCGGAUCAACACACUUGAAGCAGAACUCGAAGCAGAGAAAGCAUUGGUGAGGCACCUACAGUGGGAAAUUGAAACUGAGGACAGUGCAAGCUGA